Messenger RNA from Amyelois transitella, 2867 nucleotides. RefSeq names its product solute carrier family 22 member 6. Bases 116 to 1627 code for a protein of 503 amino acids. The transcript is spliced from 11 exons. Lineage: Eukaryota; Metazoa; Arthropoda; Insecta; Lepidoptera; Pyralidae. Gene Ontology annotation, biological process: transmembrane transport. Gene Ontology annotation, cellular component: membrane. The record is from RefSeq and is a predicted model, not a curated record. Gene Ontology annotation, molecular function: transmembrane transporter activity.
ACUGUUCAACAAGAAAUAUACACAAACUAAUAAAUCGAUAACACCUUACAAGGAACAACAAAUGACAAUUCUUGUUAUGAAUGUUGAAAUAAUAAAGUGAUUUAAAAAAAAUACCAUGGCAUUGAGUUUAAAAGAUGGUAAAGUUUUGCCGUUUGAAACCGCUCUGGACCAAGCUGGUUUCGGCUGCUACAGCUACAUCCUCACAGCCCUGGCGGGUCUGAUCACAGUCUCCUUCAUGUGGAUUUCCACCAGCGUCUCCAUCGUCAUCCCAGCGAGCGCCUGUGAGCUGGAAACCAACAGCGGUCAACAAGGGCUGAUGGCUGCGGCGCCUGUUGUUGGAUCAGUGGUCGGUGCUGUAAUGUGGGGCUACCUGGCAGACACCCGUGGUCGGCGCAAGAUGUUGAUGCUGUCUCUCCUCCUGGGCGCCACGGUGAACGCCAUCGCCAGCAUUUCGGUCAACUGGAUCAUGUUGAUGAUCCUCCAAUUCCUAGCCACUGUCAUGGUAGCGGGUCAGUUCGCAGUCUCCAUGACCUUGCUGAGUGAGAGUGUCCCGAUGGCCAAGAGGAACGUCUUGGUCUUACUAGUCACCAGUAUCUUUAUGUUGUCCCAAGGUCUAAUGGCUGCAAUAUCUAUUCCAAUAAUUCCACUAACAUUUUCGUACCACCUCCCCGCUCUUGGGAUUUAUUGGAACUCCUGGCGGACGGUUAUGCUGGUCUACUCCAUUCCCUGCCUCGUGUGCCUCCUCUGGUUAUUCUUCAUGAAGGAAAGCCCCAAGUAUGUGCUGGUACAGGGCGAUGAAGACAGUGCAAUCAGGAUAUUGAAUCACAUUUAUAGGAUCAAUAGACGUGGGAAGGACCUUGGUAUAUCAGGACUAAUUCGACCAGAAGGCGAAGAAACCUCGAUAUCAACAAAGAAACAAAUAAAGCCGCUGUUUCAAAUGCCGCUUGUGAAGCCAGUGCUGAUAUUGACCACACUACUUAUUUUCCAGCUAAACGGCCCAUUCUUGAUUUGGCUGCCAAGGAUCGCGAACCAGUUCACCAGUAUCCUGCAGUCUGGAGAUGCUGCCGACCUCACUCUCUGCAAGAUCAUAGACCUCAGUCUUAAUACUCCGGACGAUCCUGACGUCGUACCUUGCUCGCUCAACGAGACCGCUUUGAUGCUGGUGCUAAUCGUGGGAGCCCUGCAAUGUGGUACCAACGUGUUUGUUAGUCUCGUAAUAGACAAAGUGGGGCGUCGUAACAUGGUGAUGAUAGUGACGUCCGUGUGCGGUCUCUCCGGGAUCCUGGUGAACUUGAUGCCCAACGCGAUUGCCAGCGGCACCUUCUUCGUCAUCAACCUGGUCGGUCAGAUCACCCUGGGGUUGUACACGGCUAUUGCUGUCUCGCUUGUACCAACACAACUCAGGGCCAUGGCCAUCGCUCUCGCGAUCACCGCCGACCGUCUCUGCUCGUUCGCCAGCAUUCAGAUCCUCAACUUCUUGCUGGAGAACCAUUGUGAAGUGGGAUUCUACGUCUACUCAGCAAUCUUCGCCUCUUCAGCUUUGAUUGCAGCUCUACUUCCAGAUGACAGAAUUCGGAAACGGAAACCUGAACCGCUGGAAACGAAUAUCAGUAUUUCUAAGUUGUGAAUACUAUUCUCUGUUUUAGAAGUACGGAGAUAAAGAAGACUGUUGAGAAAUCAAUUUCUAAUUUAAGUUAAAACUACUUUAAUUAUUAUCAUAUAAAUAUCUACAUACCUAUUAGGUAUAUUUAAAUUUAUUUUUAGUGACGUAAAAUAUAAAUAUCUUUUUACAGUAAUUAUGUCUAUUUCGUUUUUAUGAAUGAAAAUAAAGAUAUCCAACUGGAAAUUAUGGGCAUCAAUAAAAAAAAAAGAGAUUUUUUUUGUCAAAUAUAAAUAAUGUAAUAAUCUAAUAGGCACUUAACAUUACAAUUAAUUAAACAUCUAAUGAUAUAACUAUCGUCAUUUCACGCGAUCUUCGCUAUCUGGACUCUCAAUUGCUUUCUUCUGCAUCUGUUUCCGAAGCAGUCGAUCGUCAGGUAGGAACGACGCCACUAUUGCUGAUGCUGCAUAGAAAGAAGAAUUAAAAGCCAUGGUAAUCAUUUCAUAAGGCAGGUGUGCUUUUUGUUGCCAUCUUGGUACCAAAUAAGUUUUCAUAUAAACAUAAAUAGUGAACAUACAUACAUAUUGUCACGUCUAUAUCCCUUGUGAGAUAGACAGAGCCAACAGCCGUGAAAAGACUGAAAGGCCACUUCAGCUCUAUGGCUUUAUGAUGGAAUUGAGAUUCAAAGAGGUACAGGUUGCUUGCCCAUCGCCUAUUAGAGGUAUCCCAACUUUAAAAGCCUAUCCCUUAAAUAGAGAACCUUUGAAAUGAAAAGUGAAUAGAAAGUAACAUUUAGUGGCUGUAAGAUGUCAAUAAUUAGAGAACGUUCCAAAAAAGUCGUAUUCUUGGUCAUAAUUCUCUCGUUCUGAUCCUACCUGGUUGCCGAUAGUCAAUCUCAGGUCUACUUUCAGUUGUUUUCUUUCUAGAAUACAAUCGUGAGAAGAUCCUGGGCAAAACUCCAACAUGAUAACGGCGAAUUGUCAGUGGAUGAGACAAUACAGUAAUAAUACAGUAUACAAUAAAACUUACUAUUUUCUUGUUACUAUGUAAAUUUCUAUGCAAUAAAGAUAUUACAAACAAACAAACAAACAGGUUUGAAAUGAGUUAAAUUUGACACAUAAAGGUCAGAAAGCGGAGAUCAGGAUCUCGGGGUGUGUCAUAUGAUUAAUUAUCUAUGAGUUUCAAUUUAAUUGUCAAGAGAGAUAGGCUAACAGUUUGUAACGGACAUACAAUAAAUCAGUUGUGAUGGCGUCAUCAUGCAACCGAA